Myotis brandtii (Brandt's bat) is the source of this 1505-nucleotide messenger RNA. It is a transcript of the gene NELFE, whose product is annotated as negative elongation factor complex member E. The record is from RefSeq and is a predicted model, not a curated record. Gene Ontology annotation, biological process: negative regulation of transcription elongation by RNA polymerase II. Gene Ontology annotation, molecular function: RNA binding. Lineage: Eukaryota; Metazoa; Chordata; Mammalia; Chiroptera; Vespertilionidae. Gene Ontology annotation, cellular component: NELF complex.
CGCCCUCCUCCGCACCCUGCGCCCUUUUCCGAGCUCCUUCCUUCUUCCCUUUUCCGGUGUUCCGAGGGCGCUGCGCGGGUUCCGCCGCCGCCUCUGCAGUUGGGACCCCGCGGUGGCCAUGCUGACCCGUGGGGUAGGGGGGCUCUGGUGCCAGCGUCUCGGCGACGGAGGGUGUUUCUCCCGGUCCACGUGGUGCCGCUGGGCUGCUGUCCGUGAAUCCUAGCGAGGCGGGGUGCUGGGCCCCCGAGCCUAAGCCAGGGCUGGGAGAGGCGACCCCAGCAGUCAGUGCCGGUGGAGAAAGAUGUCUUGGCCCCGCCCCUGAACCAGGAGCCACCAUGUUGGUGAUACCCCCCGGACUGAGCGAGGAGGAGGAGGCUCUGCAGAAGAAAUUCAACAAACUGAAGAAAAAGAAAAAGGCAUUGCUGGCUCUGAAGAAGCAAAGUAGCAGCAGCAUAGCCAGCCAAGGCGGCGUGAAACGCUCUCUGUCAGAGCAGCCCGUGGUGGACACAGCCACCGCAACGGAGCAGGCGAAGCAGCUGGUGAAGUCAGGAGCCAUCAGUGCCAUCAAGGCUGAGACCAAGAACUCGGGCUUCAAGCGUUCUCGAACCCUAGAGGGAAAGUUAAAAGACCCUGAGAAGGGGCCGGUCCCCACUUUCCAGCCGUUCCAGAGGAGCAUAUCUGCGGAUGACGAUCUGCAGGAGUCGUCCAGACGUCCCCAAAGGAAAUCUCUGUACGAGAGCUUUGUUUCUUCCAGUGACCGACUUCGGGACCUGGGGCCAGAAGGGGAGGAGGCAGAGGGCCCAGGGGCUGGUGAUGGCCCUCCUCGAAGCUUUGAAUGGGGCUACGAAGAACGUGGUAACGCCCGCUCCUCAGUCUCCCCUCCCCGAAGCCGCAGCCGGGACCGCAGUCGUGAGCGGAACCGGGACAGAGAACGGGACCGGGACAGAGAACGGGACCGGGAGCGAGACAGAGACCGGGACCGAGACCGGGACCGGGAGCGAGACCGAGACCGAGAAGGCCCUUUCCGCAGGUCGGACUCGUUCCCUGAACGCCGGGCCCCUCGGAAGGGGAACACUCUCUACGUGUAUGGGGAAGACAUGACGCCCACCCUCCUCCGUGGGGCCUUCUCCCCCUUCGGAAACAUCAUUGACCUCUCCAUGGACCCACCCAGAAAUUGUGCCUUCGUCACCUAUGAAAAGAUGGAGUCAGCAGAUCAGGCCGUUGCUGAGCUCAACGGGACGCAGGUGGAGUCCGUGCAGCUCAAGGUCAGCAUUGCCCGCAAACAGCCCAUGCUGGAUGCCGCCACUGGCAAGUCUGUGUGGGGCUCCCUCGCCGUCCAGAACAGUCCUAAGGGCUGCCAUCGGGACAAAAGGACCCAGAUUGUCUACAAUGACGAUGUCUACAAGGAAAACCUUGUGGAUGGCUUCUAGGUGGCGGAGUGAACUGCUGUGCCCCGCCUGCCCCGACACUGGUCUCAGUAAAGCACCGAGGUGGAAGCUCACACA